GUCGCGUAUCACGCAGUACGAUGUGUGGUUCUGAACUACUAUUAAAAAGUAACGCGUACAUUCACCAUAUGAAUGGUGUGAUUGGUAUGAUGAUUUCCUCCUUUUAAUGGGGUGAUUGUAAUAUAAUCGGGUACUCUAUUUUACCCCCAUUAGAUUGACUCCACCCACUAACAAGUAACAACUCUUUCAAAAUUCCAGGAAAUGUUCUACGGCUCGAGCUGACAUCUGUCUGCCUGCUGCGGAAGGAAACAAGGAGGGGUCAGAAAGAGAGAGAAGGGACCAUAGAGAGAGAGAGAAACGUUAACAGUUUCAAAACUCGACGGAAUUAGAGUUUCAAACUUCAAUAAUUUGAUCACCUAUCGUUAUAGACGUGUUAUAAGACUGGUCGGCCUUUAUCGUUUUUUUUGUCUUGUCAGUGUUUGCGUUCUUGUUUUUCCUGGAUUCAUUGCGUGGUGAGUCAAACUAUUUUUAUACUUCCGGCACACCAUACACUCACAGUGUUCGUUAAAAAUUUUUUUUUAAAAAUGAUUUGAAUAUGAGCUGAAGUUGGUAGUCCCUGGGUUACACCUGAAUAGGCCUACUGUACACUUACCUUGUGAGGCAGUUGUCUAAACCACCAGUUAGCGAGGGGAGUUGGCCAGUUUACGUUUUGCCUGCGAUUUAAUUUUAACACUGGUGUGUGUGAGAGAGAGAGAGAUCGAGAGAGAGAGAGAGAUGCGCAGUUGGCUAUGGCCAAACUUGGAUACUUUGGUAGGGCUGUACUGACACGGGCCGUAUUCAAUGGGCUAAAGCGGUUUUGAAUCGUGCAGACUACUUUAGAAACCUAACCAGCCAGUUUCACAUUCUCACUUCACACUCUCUCCCAUGACGUACGGCUGAAGAAGUUACACAGUGUUUAGUCAUAAACCUGUGGGUAACUACACACACACACACACACAGAGGGACUGUUUUAUGGGCGGCAAACGGCAGAAGCAUUUUUUCCAGCUGAUAUUUUUCACUGUUGCUUAGCACUGGAGAUGUGACGUAAUGGCAUGUUUUAAGGUGGAGGCCUACACCCAAACUAUCCCUGUUCGUGGGAGUUUAGAGGCCUACUCCCUAACUGUGGGAACUCCCAUAAUGAUCAUUGCAAGUUAAAUGACCUAUAUAAACUCUACUCUAUAAACUCUCUCUCUGUCUUUCUCUCUGUCAGUGAGCUCUGUAGUGUUUAGUGUAUGUGAUAAUGUGUGGCGUAUGUAAUAGUAUAAUAGUGGUUAUUGGAAAUGUUACAUUUGGUUGUGAUGUUUGUAUGGUUGUGAUGUAUGGUUGUGAUGUUUGCAGUGUGUGUAUGUGUGGUUGUGCUGCAGUGAUGUGUGUGUGAACCACAGAUAUAAGCAGAAACAUAUGGAAACCCUUGCCGAAGACCAAGACAAACAAAAACUUCACAAAAUGUUGUGAUAAUAUGUUCACAUACUGUUCUGAACUGUUUGGGUGGGAAGCAUGUUGACGCGUUAAGACUCCUGUCUUAGUUCUGGUUGAAUGGGCCAUAACCACUUCUCUCUCUCGCUCUCCCUCCUCCCCUCUCUCUCUCUUUUCUCAUCCUCUCAAUUCAAUUUCAAUUUCAAUUUAAGGGCUUUAUUGGCAUGGGAAACGUGUGUUAACAUUGCCAAAGCAAGUGAAGUAGAUAGUAAACAAAAGUGAAAUAAACAAUAAAUAUUAACAGUAAACAUUACACUCAGAAGUUUCAAAAGAAUAAAGACAUUUCAAAUGUCAUAUUAUGUAUAUAUACAGUGUAGUAACAAUGUGCAAAUAGUUAAAGUACAAAUGGGAAAAUAAAUAAACAUAAAUAUGGGUUGUAUUUACAAUGGUGUUUGUUCUCUCUCUCUCUCUCUCUCUCUCUCUCUCUCUCUCUCUCUCUCUCUCUCUCUCUCUCUCUCUCUCAGACAGUAUGUCUCGGUCUGACUUCCCCCCGGGUUACGAUGACUCUCAUGCCCCCCUCUAUGGCCCCCAAGGUGGUAACUACCCCCCUCCCCCCGCCUACGGCUUCCCUGCCUAUGGAGGUCCCCCAUCAGGCCAGCCCUCAGCCACCUAUCCCUCUGGUCCCCAUGGACCUCCAUACCCCGGCCAGCCUGCCGGGUACCCUGCUGGGCCCUACCCAGGCCAGCCUCACCCUGGGGGUCCAGGUUACAACAACCAGCCUAUGAUGCCACCCAUGCCCCCUAUCAUUCCCCCUACGAUGCCAAGCAGUGCACUGAGCGGUAAGCCUGAACCCUCCUAUCUCACCUGGCUGGGGCUUACUCUGAGUGUUCUGUUACUACUGAAUAAGCUCCUUCACACAGUUAAAAUAAAUACUUGAUACUAUAGGUUAUACUUUAGUAGUUGAUUACCAGGCUUCUGUUCUGAUGUGAACUGACAAAUGACUCUAAUGAUGUCUCUGCUGAUGUCACAGGCGAUGGGGAGGGGUUUGCGGCAGGCAGCUUUGACAGUCUGAAAGUGCGACACUCCUUCAUACGAAAGGUGAGAACACAGCACGCACACGCACACACACAGUUAACACACACACACAAACACACAAGAAGUGUAUAAUAUUCUCUCUCUCUCUCUUUCUUUUUUCUUAGGUGUAUAUGAUCCUGGCAUCUCAGCUACUCGUCACUGUCGCAAUCGUGGCCGUCUUCACAUUUGUGUGAGUGUGUGUGUUACUAUGACUGUGUAUGACUGUGUGUUAGUGGUUUUGUGUUCCUGCACAUGUGUGUUUGGAUAACUGAGUUUCUCUUCUUUGCAGUGAAUCUGUCAAGCUGUUUGUGAUCAGAAACCCAGCUGUCUACUGGGCGUCAUUGUAAGUACUAUCCCUUAUUACUGACCUAUGGUUUUACAGUACUGUAGCUCAGUUGGUAGAGCAUGGCGCUUGCAACGCCAGGGUUGUGGGUUCGUUUCCCACGGGGGGCCAGUAUGAAAAAUGUAUACACUCACUAACUGUAAGUCGCUCUGGAUAAGAGCGUCUACUAAAUGACUCAAAUGUAAAUGUAAAAAUUGACAGCUAUACUGGCCUAUGUUUUGCAUGUGCUGUUUGAUUGACAGCUGUGUUGACCUAUGUCUUUGCAGCGCUGUGUAUUUUGUCACUCACAUUGUGCUGGUCUGCUGUAAAGGACCCAGGUGAGUCUCUUUCUUAAAGAACACCUUUGGUAAAUGUUGACAAUAUAGUUGACAACAAUGUUUUAUUGUAUUGAAGUGCUGUCCUUAUGUGGCCCCUCCCCUGUCUUUAGGAGAAAAUUCCCAUGGAAUAUCAUCCUGCUGGCCAUCUUUGUAAGUAACUAUCACUAUUACUAGUCUGUACAGAUCUGUUGAAAAAAUGGCUAGCUGGUGCUCACUACAGGCUGUCUGGCAAGAACAAGGCAGAUAUGUCCAUACCCAGAGUUUUAUUUAUCUUCGUCACCACCACACAUAGUAUGAACACACAAACUUUUCAGUGAUUUUACCUGAAAGGUAAGAACAAUUAUAAACUGGGUAGUUCGAGCACUGAAUGCUGAUUGGCUGAGAGCCGUGGUAUAUCAGAUCGUAUACCACGGGUAUGACAAAACAUUUAUUUUUACUGCUCUAAUUACGUUGGUAACCAGUUUAAUAGCAAUAAGGCACCUCAGGGGUUUGUGGUAUAUGGCCAAUAUACCACGGCUAAGGGCUGUAUCCAGGCAGCCCUUAGCCAUGUUAUAUUGGCCAUAUACCACACCCCGUAUACUCUGUUGUAAGCUAUGCAAUAGGAAUAUCUACAAGGAAAAGAAGGAUAGCACAUCAGGGUUUCACAUGAAAGAUUAGUAUAUAGAAGAGAGAUAAUAGAGAUAUAGAGAGACGAGAGCGAGAGAUCCGAUAGAAUGAGAUUGCCUCAGCACCUUUGCUUGCCGUUUAGACCCCUCACUAGAGCGAGACGAUCCCGACCUCUGAGCGAAGAGCUCCCUCGCGAUGACGCUAGGUUGACGAUGGACACAUCCAGAUCCAGACGAGACGGGCAGGAGAGGAGGAGCACUACUCUGACGAGGAGAGGAUGAGGAAGAGGGAGCCCUAGAGAUGGUUUGGUGGAGAGAGGAGAGAGAGAGAAGAGAAGAGAGAGAGAGAGAGAGAGAAUUUAGCUGACGAUAGUCUCUGAAACUUCUACAAUCUCUCGCCAUGGCUUAACAGUAGCGCGAACUAUGAAAGCGCAGCAGUAAAGUGCACAUACAGGCUGUAGGAAUGAACCAUCUCUAAACAAUAACAUCUACUGCGCAACACUCAUGCAUGAAAUGCAAUAUAGGCACUUAUAAACGACAUGCACAUGGCGUAGCUGAAAUAUACUGUACAUAAGCUGCAGCAGUACUACACAGCAACAGUUACAGAUGUAACAAGGUAAUUAGGCCUAAAGGUAAUUGCUUGCAGUCAAUCAUCAUAAUGUAGCAUUAACCCUCCCGACAAUAAACCCCACAACUCACUUCUUAGACGCACGCACAAUCUUCCUAACCAGAACUUGUGCCUUCUUCAUCUUACGACUAAAAACACUGACCUGGAGUGGGAGGGGUCAGAAGGGGAGAGUUCACUCUAACAGGACUGUGGGGAAAGUCACUGUACAGGCAUGACCUUUUUUUACCUCUGCACUGGGCCACACUAGUCUGUCAUACCGCUCUAUGGUGGCCUGCAUUGUUCUAUAUUAAUCUGUGUAUUCUGUGUUCUACAGACACUGGCCAUGUCCUACAUGACUGGGACCAUAUCCAGGUGAGAGACACACACACACACACACACACACACACACACACACACACACACACACACACUCCUGAGCGUGGUAGUAAUGUCUGUCUUGUCUCUGUGUGUCUCUGCUCUGUAGUUACUAUGACACUAAGGCAGUGUUUCUGGCUCUGGGCAUCACCGUCAUCGUGUGUAUCAUCACCACUGUCUUCUGCUUUCAGACCAAGGUAAGAGACACCUGACAAGUGUGUGUGCGUAUAUGGGUGUGUGUGUGUGAGCAAGUGUUUGAAACUUCAUAAUGUCUCUCCUCAGGUGGACCUCACCUCAUGCACAGGCCUAUUCUGUGUCCUGGGGGUCGUUGUCAUGGUGGCAGGCAUCAUCACAGCCAUUGUGCUCUCCUUCAAAUAUGUGAGUUGGCAUAUUACGCACGCACACACUAGUGGUGCGCAGGUCAGCUGUUUGCUCCCCUGCACCCGCCUGCAAUUGCUAAUAACCCAUCCACAACCUCCUGACUAUAUGUGAUAAAGUUAAAAUCUGGGGCCCGCACCCGACCCUAACCUGCAAAUAUAGAAAAUGCGCUAUAGGCUACAGUCAAAUACGGCAGAACGAAUUUUUGACAGGGGACAGGAUUUUUGUUUUUGCCUGGUUUUAGAUAUGUUUCUGCUUAUAAUUUCUGACAUUUUGGAAGGCUAUUUGUUAGUCAACUUGUCUAUAAUAAUUAGAUACAUGCAGCUUCUCUUCUGUCAAUAGGCUGUAUGUUGCCCUGGAAGACUAAAUAAACCCUUGGUUACCAGGAUAAUGUCAUAAAUCGAUCGAAUUAAUGCUUCAAUGUAGUUGACAUCGGUAAAGUUUUCUGUUAUCUUCUUUCACAGAGCAAAGACGUUUAGGGACUGGGGAAAAAUGCUAUAACAAAAAGAAAAUAAACGGGAAAGAUUUUCUGUGUCAAAUUUCCAAAUGACAUCAGUUUGACCGGUUGUAAGGAAGUAGAAAGCUGUGAAAACCUCUUAACAUGUUUCUGUUAAGUUUUCAGUUCGGCUUGGAUGCAUAUUUUAUGUGUUUGAAAUACUAUCAGCUUUUAUGAUGCUGAUAAAGAUAGCACCUCUACAGAUGGUAUCUAACUGAGCAUUCACUUUCUCUCAAGAUGCGGAAAUAAAUAAAUAAUAUUCCUCCACUCCUGUUCCCUAGUCAAAAUGUUGCCUACAGUUUGGUGUAUAAUUUUACUGCAAGACUGUGAGAGGUUAUAGACCUACAGUCAGAGUCCAAAUUUCAGUUUCCAUUUAACCCAUCUGAACAGUAGGCUACAGUUCCCUUGACGUGGCAUAGGCCUAUUUGAAGUCCCCGUCUUGUGACUGUUGAAUUUGUAUAGCGCCUCACAAUCAUAACACAUAACAUAGAAAAGUCAUGUUUGGGAAAGAUUUGGUGAAGUGGCAAAACAUUUAUUUUCUGGCCCUCCCUUCUCUUUAUUUUCUACUGUCCUUUCGUAGCUUUUCUCUUAUUGAAUUAAACUCACAUUGUCCUUUUUUGCCUCCGUGGAUUGACAUGAACUUUUUCUGCCCGUUCCCAAAAGCAUUUGGUGAUUAGCAUGUAGGCUAUUGGCACACGUACAUUUGGAUCCUAAAGCUUAGGCUUAUACACUCAUGCCAGAUAGCCUAAAAUCAUGAAAGAAAAACCUUAAUGUAGCCUAUAGAUAGAAAUUGCGCAAGAAUUAUACAUUCAUGGGUUUUUUAAAGGUAUUGUUUUGUCUUUAUUCAACCCACCCGCCACCCACCUGCCCUUCAUCCACACAAUAUUUAAUUACCCUAAACCCGUCCGCCCCGCGGGUAUAACCGCGGGGACUGCGGGUUAUGUGACACCCCACGCAUCACUAACACACACACACACACCUUUAGCUAUACCUAGUCAUGUUUGUUUUCCAUGUCUAUUGUAUGGUUCUGUGUUUUCUAAUGGUGCUGUCUCCUCCUGGCCAGAUUCCUUGGCUUCACAUGGUGUAUGCGGCCGUUGGAGCAGUAGUCUACACACUGGUGAGUACAAUACACAGGUAGAUGUAGUACAGACAGAACCACUUUAACUGUAUGAGUAUGUGUUUCUUCCUAUAACAUAUACAGUGCUAUGAAAAAGUAUUUGCCCCCUUUCUAAUUUUCUCUACUUUUGCAUAUUUGUGAUACUGAAUGUUAUCAGAUCUUCAACCAAAACCUAAUAUCAGAUAAAGGGAACAUAAGUGAACAAAUAACACAACAAUUACAUAUUUAUUUCAUUUAUUUCAUAAACAAAGUUAUGCAACACCCAAUUCCCCUGUGUGAAAAAGUAAUUGCCCCCUUACACUCAAUAACUGGUUGUGCCACCUUUAGCUGCAAUGACUCCAACCAAAUGCUUCCUGUAGUUGUUGAUCAGUCUCUCACGUCGCUGUGGAGGAAUUUUGGCCCACUCUUCCAUGCAGAACUGCUUUAACUCAGUGACGUGUGGGUUUUCAAGCAUGAACUGCUCUUUUCACGUCCUGCCACAACAUCUCAAUUGGGAUUAGGUCUAGACUUUGACUAGGCCAUUCCAAAACUUCCAAUUUGUUGCUUUUUAGCUAUUUUCAUGUAGACUUGAUUGUGUGUUUUGGAUCAUUGUCUUGCUGCAUGACCCAGCUGCGCUUCAGCUUCAGCUCACAGACGGAUGGUCUGACAUUCUCCUGUAGAAUUCUCUGAUACAGAACAGAAUUCAUGGUUCCUUCUAUUAAGGCAAGUCGUCCAGGUCCUGAGGCAGCAAAGCAUCCCCAAACCAUCACACCACCACCACCAUGCUUGACCUUUGGUAUGAUGUUCUUACUGUGGAAUGCAGUGUUUGGUUUUCGCCAGGCAUAAUGGGACCCAUCCCGUCCAAAAAGUUGAUUCAAGUUUGCCAAAAAGCACCUGGAUGAUCUUCAAGACUCUUGGAAGAACGUUUUAUGGACAGAUGAUUCAAAAGUAUAACUUUUUGGAUGACAUGGUUCCAGUAAUGCCUGGCUAAAACCAAACUCUGCAUUCCACAGUAAGAACAUCAUACCAAAGGUCAAGCAUGGUGGUGGUGGUGUGAUGGUUUGGGGAUGCUUUGCUGCCUCAGGACCUGGACGACUUGCCUUAAUAGAAGGAACCAUGAAUUCUGUUCUGUAUCAGAGAAUUCUACAGGAGAAUGUCAGACCAUCCGUCUGGUCAAAGUCCAGACCUAAUCCCAAUUGAGAUGUUGUGGCAGAACUUGAAACGAGCAGUUCAUGCUUGAAAACCCACACGUCACUGAGUUAAAGCAGUUCUGCAUGGAAGAGUGGGCCAAAAUUCCUCCACAGCGACGUGAGAGACUGAUCAACAACCACAGGAAGCAUUUGGUUGGAGUCAUUGCAGCUAAAGGUGGCACAACCAGUUAUUGAGUGUAAGGGGGCAAUUACUUUUUCACACAGGGGAAUUGGGUGUUGCAUAACUUUGUUUAUGAAAUAAAUAUGUAAUUGUUGUGUUAUUUGUUCACUUAUGUUCCCUUUAUCUAAUAUUAGGUUUUGGUUGAAGAUCUGAUAACAUUCAGUAUCACAAAUAUGCAAAAGUAGAGAAUUACUUUUUCAUAGCACUGUAUGUAUAAAAUAUAUUGCUGAUAUAUUGUGGUUUGUAGUGAUGGUAUUUCUGACACAUUGUUUGUAGUUGUGUUGUUAGUGUUAUCUAUGUAACUUUUUCUUGUCUGUAGUGACUUAUUGCUGGUAUAUUACUGAUAUAUUGCUAAUAUAUUUUCUGAUAUCUUGCUGGUGUAUUUCUGUGUGUAGUUUCUUGCGUACCACACACAGCUGUUGAUCGGCAAGGGGAAGAACUCUAUCAGUCCAGAGGAGUAUGUGUUUGCAGCGCUCUCCAUCUACAUCGACAUCGUCCAGAUCUUCCUGUGCCUGCUGCAGCUUAUUGGUGCAGCCAGCAGAUGAAUCACUGGAAACAACGUUCCCUCCCAUCCCCACCCCCCAGAGACAGGCAGACUCAGCUCACCAGAGUGCAACUGCACUCACUAUAGAAUUAGAAUGAGUAGUAUGGAAAUACUGGUGUACCUACCACAGAACGUUGUUUUGAAUGGGAACGUUCUUUCUACAAAUUCUAAUUCUAUGGUAUUGACUACGCAAACACACAUAUUUAGCACUUUUCAUCAAGUCUACUCUUCUGCUAAAAUGUAUCUGCUUGCAAAGACAUAUGUAGUAAUAUAUCAGUAUAGACACCAGUGGUGUAAAGUAACUAAGUAAAAUACAUUGAAGUACUAUUUAAGUUGUUUUUUGGGUAUCUGUACUUUACUAUAUCUAUUUUUGACAACAUUC
This is a messenger RNA of Coregonus sp. 'balchen', 8983 nucleotides long. NCBI's taxonomy places the organism in Eukaryota, Metazoa, Chordata, Actinopteri, Salmoniformes, Salmonidae. The record is from the annotation of a GenBank genome assembly.